AUGUCUCGCAAUCUGAUCGUCAACAUGUUCUUCAACUCCCCCGAGAUUCAAAUACUCGGCCCAGUGCAAGAGAACACCAUCGAGAGACUCAACAAUGUACUUCCUGCCUCGACAACGUCCACUCGGAGUAUUCGCAACAGUCAGCCAAAGUUCGAGUACUUGUCGAAUCCUGAUCACUGGAGGAUUAAACUGGACGGUCAGUUCUGCGACUCCGAGGGUGUGUCGCGCUUGAUGGUUCUUUUACUGGAUGCGCUCGAGGAGGAGGGUGGCUGGACGCUUGUUUCGUCAAUGGCCUCCUCUCCUCAUACUUGCGGUACGCUGCAGCAAGAUACCGUGGAGAACUACAAGUUUUUCUUCUCCAGGUACGAAGACGAUGAGUGA
Messenger RNA from Leishmania braziliensis MHOM/BR/75/M2904, 381 nucleotides. RefSeq lists its product as hypothetical. Lineage: Eukaryota; Euglenozoa; Kinetoplastea; Trypanosomatida; Trypanosomatidae. The record is from RefSeq and is a predicted model, not a curated record. The coding region runs from base 1 to 381 and encodes 126 amino acids. The transcript has a single exon.